AUUGACCCACCCACACACUCAACCACCCACCCACACACUCAACCACCCACCCACCCACUCAGCUACUCACUCACCCAUGGAGAGCGGCGGCAGCGGCAGCGUCUUGAGACUCUCACUGCGAUGGGUUCCUCUUGGGACAGGAGACGUGGCGGUUAAGCAGCAGCAGCAGGAGGAGCAGCAGCAGCAGCAGGAGGAGCAGCAGCAGCAGGAGGAGCAGCAGCAGGAGGAGCAGCAGCAGCAGGAGGUUGUGGAGUCCCCUUCUCUGCGCGUGGAGCCGCUCUUGAAGCGAGAGAAGGAGGAGGUGAAGGAGGAGAUGGAGGAGGAGGAGGUGGUGGAGCUGGCCGCUGAGACGUGGCCACCCGUCAAGGUGGAGAGAGCCGACUCUGAUGGCGGUGGUGGUGACGGUGGUGGGAAUGGCUGCGACGCGCAAGUUCAAGAAGCCCUGCGUACUGCGGGAGAUGAGCUUCACAAGGCAGGGGAUGAGCUAUUUGAUGAGGAGGCCGAUCUUCAUUCCGACGGAGAGGACAUUCGCAUCAAGGAGGAGCCAUCGCAGGAGGAGGGGGAGGAGGGGGAGGACCUACAGAAUGUCGCUUCCAGCGGGAGGCCGGGCGAGGCGGCGGUCUCGUGCAGAGGCCCUCCGACUUCACGGCAAGUGGCGGAGAUCGAGGUGGUCCUGGAGGGUGAAAGGGGUCGCGGCAAGCUGAGGAAUCGCCGGAGAACCCACGACAAGCAGGGGAAUAAUAAUAAUAAGAAGAAGAAGUCACACAGGUGCUCCCUGUGCGGAGAGACUUUUGCCGAAUUGUCGGACCUCAGGGGGCACGCGAAAGUUCACGCCGACGACAAGCCGCUGCGCUGCGCCGUUUGCGGAAAGGGCUUCGUGGCGGCGAAGUCUCUCCGGUACCACAUGAUGGGCCACACCGGGGAGAAGCCGCACCGGUGCCCCGUGUGCGGCAAGGCCUUCGCGCAGCGCUCCGCCUUCAACGCCCACGCGAGGGCUCACGCGGGCGAGAAGACGCACCGGUGCGACGUGUGCGGCAGGGCCUUCCUGCACCCGUCGUCCCUCAAGGCGCACGCGAAGGCGACGCACGCCGGGCAGGGUCCCGCCGUGUGCCCCGCGUGCGGCAAGACCUUCCGGAAGGCGUCGACCCUCGCCAGCCACGCCGCGGUGCACGGCGGCGAGAAGCCGUUCGGGUGCCCGAGGUGCGCGAGGGGCUUCGUCCUCUCCUUCUCCCUCAAGAGGCACAUGGCGAGCCACGGCGCCGGGGCCAGCGCCUGCCCGCCGCGCGGCCGGACCCCCGGCGACACGCCGUCGCUGCGGGCCCACGUCGGGGUCCACGCCGGCGAGAGGACUCGCCGGUGCUCGCUGUGCGGCGAGGCCUUCGCGCAGCUCUCGGACCUCAGGGUCCACGCCAAGGUCCACGCGGACGAGAAGCCCCUCCGCUGCCCCGUGUGCGGGAGGGGAUUCGUCGUCGCCAAGUCCCUCCGGUACCACAUGAUGAGCCACACGGGGCGCAAGCCGUUCACGUGCUCCGCGUGCGGCAAGGACUUUGCGCAGCUGUCGGCGUUCAACGCUCACGCGAGGACCCACGCGGGAGAUUCGCGCAGGUGCGACGCGUGCGGGAAGGACUUCGCCCGUCUGUCGGCGCUCAAGAUUCACGAGAUGACCCACGCGGGCAGGAGUCCGUACAAGUGCCCGACGUGCGGCAAGGAUUUCGUCAACCCGUCGGCUCGCGACAAGCACGCGAGGACGCACAGCGCGGAGAGGCCGCACAAGUGCUUCGUGUGCGGGAGGAGCUUUGUGGAGCUUUCGAACCUCGACUUUCACGUCAAGUGUCUGAACCACUACGGGCCUCUUGGGCCCGGAGCGUGGGCCGUUUAAAACCCCCGGGGGGGGGGGGCUUCGCUCGAACCCAA
This is a messenger RNA of Petromyzon marinus (sea lamprey), 1914 nucleotides long. RefSeq lists its product as uncharacterized. Gene Ontology annotation, cellular component: nucleus. NCBI's taxonomy places the organism in Eukaryota, Metazoa, Chordata, Hyperoartia, Petromyzontiformes, Petromyzontidae. Gene Ontology annotation, molecular function: RNA polymerase II cis-regulatory region sequence-specific DNA binding; DNA-binding transcription activator activity, RNA polymerase II-specific. The record is from RefSeq and is a predicted model, not a curated record. Gene Ontology annotation, biological process: regulation of transcription by RNA polymerase II.